Mizuhopecten yessoensis (Yesso scallop) is the source of this 6230-nucleotide messenger RNA. RefSeq lists its product as uncharacterized. Bases 53 to 2293 code for a protein of 746 amino acids. NCBI's taxonomy places the organism in Eukaryota, Metazoa, Mollusca, Bivalvia, Pectinida, Pectinidae. The record is from RefSeq and is a predicted model, not a curated record. The transcript is spliced from 4 exons.
GGAAAUCGUUGUGGGAAUAACCAAGCAAUACACUGCCUCCGAUGUGGUCAGUAUGGCGUCGACCAUUCAAGCAAACUAUACCGACCUUUUGAGGGAACUAGAACCUCGCGAGCUCAUAUUCAGACUAUUCGAAAACGGAAUGACAGAUUGGCAAGAGAAGAAAGUGCUUGUUGAAAUGCGAACGAAAGGGUGCAGCAAAGAGGAUCAAAAUGACGAACUCCUUGAUUAUCUUGGCAUUAGACCUGUAAGCCGUAGCGUAAUGAUUGAAGCCUUGGAGUACUCGAAACAAUCUGACCUGAAAGAUAAAAUGUUGCCGUAUAAGCCAUAUCCUGCUCUCACACCGAGACCGUACCAAAAACAGACUAUCGAAGUACAUGAAAAGCACAUGCUUGUUGGAAUACAAGUGAAGGAGUGUAGCAAAAAGGAUAAAAAUGGCAAACUCCUUGAAUAUCUUGUUGAAAAGGAAGUUGGACAUACAACAGAAACUGCCCAAUCGAUGUCAAGCACCUAUGGAGAAGGAGAAGCAGGCAUGUCCCUGUUACCAGAACUGGCCUAUGAGGACAAUGAGGGUUCUGCCAAGGUCAUUAAAGCGGUCCAAGAAGGUAAUCUUGCAGUUUUACAGGAAUUCGAAGCAUAUUUCAAGAGCAAAGGUUUCGACUUUAAACACUUUCCAGUGAAUCCACUGAUUAUUAUAGCAGUGUUUGGUUCACCAGAAGCAGUUGAGCAUGUACAGAGUUGGAGUUCUACUACAUUUAACUGGAAUGAUCAACUAGAAAUCCCAGUGGGAGUGUUUGAAGGUUUAUUGGACGAAAUGAAAGACAGAAAAGCUACAUCUUUGUUUGUUGCAACAUUUCUGAAGAAACCAGUGAUCGUGGAAUCCCUGAUUAAGUAUUCAGACGAACAGAACAUUGCCUACUGUAUGAACAAUAUACAACUCAGCAACCCGAUGGAGAUUUUCUUCAUGGCAGAGGUUGGGGAACGCCUGAAAAAGGAAUAUCGAGAAUUGAAACCUUCUGUUGUACCUGGUCAUCAGAGAGAGGCAAACGGUAGAUUGGCCAGAGUAUUUAUUGUUUAUUCUCCAAAAGUGGUGCACGUGACCAAUCACAUAAAGGACGGGAUAGGAUUGGUGAUGAUUAGAAACCCUUACAGGGUUGAUGAUGAAGCAAUGACCGUGUCAAACAGCAAGGAAGUAGACGGUGAUAGUUCCAAACAGGACAUGGAAAGGACCAAUAAAGCCAUUGAAUCGCACAGCAAGACUCUGUGGUGUAAUCACAGCAAUCUCAAUAUUAUCAGUGUUUGCACCGUACGGUCUAAACGUAAGGGAGGCGCAUUGGAGAAGUGUCUGUGUGUUGUGCUAUACUGUAGUACAAAAGGAGUUGUACCACUUGGGGAAAAAGAGUUUCCUUCGACAUUAGCCUUGGGAGAAGACGAUUCUAUUGACAUUGAUGUCCGCGAAGGAUAUUUUGAAUUUGGUGGAUAUCCGACAAAACCAAGCACAAAUCACCAUGACAAGCUCAAAAUGGGAUGUAACAUAGGUGCGCUGCCUUCACAAAAUGGUUGGGGAACACUUGGUCCGUUUGUGCAGUAUAAAGGUACAAUGGGUUUCCUGACAUGCGCUCAUGUGUUGUUUGAUGUCGCUCACCAACACAGUGUGGACUUCACCGAUAAUGGAUCCAAUCAACGUCUCGUCGUACAACCCGCUACAGAUGCUUCCUCCAAAAGUGGUAACCCAUGUGGAUUUGUACACAGGGUAAAUUUUAACCCAAGUAUGGAUAUCAGCAUUGAUGUUGCCGUGGUGACCAUAUCAGAUGAAACACGGCGACCCAAUAAAGGCAGAUUUGCUAAUGAUCACAGUUACAAGUACAGAGAAGCAGGAUUUGAUGAUUUACCGGAAUACAACAACGGAGCUAUAUUACCAGACAUUAAAAAAUUUGGUACAAGCAACUUUGUUGUCAAAUUCGGAAGUGAAACCCACCUGACAAAAGGUUACUUGAGAGUGGACGGUGCACAAGUGCGGCCCUUGUCCACUGCCUUAGGACUGCCCUCCAUGAAGGCCAAAUUCUAUAUGAAAAACCAGUAUGAAAUUAUAGGAGACAAAUCAGGAAUUAACAUUUUCCAGCCAGGUGACUCUGGAUCAGCAGUGUUUAUGUUGGAAGGAACAUCUUUACACUGUAUAGGGUUAGCGAUCGGGCGCACGACUCAUGGUACCGCCGUAGUCACGCCUAUACAAGCAAUCUUAGCCGCACUUGGAUCAGACGCUGAUAUUGAAAUUCAGCGUUUCAAUGAAUUAUGAUAGCAUGUGUUUGUGCCCCUUCUUAUCAACUUCAACAUGCAUAUACUGGAUAUCUGAAUAAUACCAAUAAUGUUAAGCUGCAGUAACUUUUCAUGAAUGUUCAAGAGAAGAUACAUCCUUAAAACAUUAUUAAGCCUUAGUGUUUCCAAAAUGGCGGCCCGCAUGGAGGCGCAAGACGUUUUCCGCUGGCACACAUUUUCGAAGUUGAUGAUUAUUUAAUUCACUGGUUACAAGAAAAUGCCAAAGGGAGUUACCGUGAGAGCUUCGAUUUUAUCCUCGUGUUUGCGAUGAGAAACUUGUUCUCACGACAAAACCUGAAAACAUAGUGUACUAAUCUUUAAAUAUCACAUAGUUUGAACUUGGAAUGACAUUCAUUGUUCGAUGUAUUAUCCACUUUACCUUAAGCCUUUAUAAUAUAUUGUUAACUGAAAGCUUCACCUGUCGACAAAUCUACACAACUGUUUGCUAUAAAAUGUACAUUUAAAAAAAUAUUAAUUUACUGCUUCUUCUGCAUAAUUUAAUUUCAUUGAAGACACAGUGUUAUCGUUCUUUUCACUUUAUCAUGCUUUAUCAGAGUUACUUACUUUUAUUACCAUUUUUUGUAUGGAUUUUUCAUGAUGGAUUCUUCUAAAAUCCAUUUUUAUGUCUAGUGUAAUUAGACAAGGUUUUCAUUAAUUUUGCCUUGAUGGUCUAGCAGAUCUGCUAUUCUAAGGAUGUUGUUGUUUAUCCAGUUAAACUUUCUAUAUUGAUCCCCCCAUAUCAAUUCAUUUGCAAUAUCUGUAAUACUUUUAGGAAGUGGAUUUUAUAUCAACCUUUAUCUAACCAGGAUUUGGAAGAUAUCCUGGUAAAACAAUGGUAAUUUUGUAUAACCGUCCAAAUGUUUUAUAGUCUCUAUAUUCUCUGAGAAUAUCAAGAUAGUAUGCUCAUAUUGAUUUAGGAAAAACUUUUGUAUAACUGUCCAUUGACUCAUUAUCAUCCUUUAUUAAUUUUUGAACCCACCCACACUGAAUAGUUAGAAUGUGCGAUGUCAAAUAUAGCAUUUUGUAUGAUAGGUAGAGAGUGUUUCAUCAUAAUUCGUUGUAGUACAUGUAGUACUGUAAAAUGAUAAGUAAGUUCAGGAAUUAAAAGUGUUUUAGAAAUCUGUAUUGGUCUAAUUAUGGGCAGAUUGGUCGAGUGGUUAACACUCCGGCCUUUCACGCAGGCGACCGGAAUUCGAUCCCUGAAGUCUUCGUUCGCAUGGAUAUUCAGAGAAAGUGUUUUUCUCCUGCCCACACAGCUCCAACAACCCAGGUGGAGUAUAAAUUGGUCUGAGGUGGAUCUGGCGGUGUAUGUGCUGAAGCGUUCAAAUGAGGUGGCACUAUAAAUGAUGCCGUUGGAAGCAUGGUCCCACUACAAACAGAACGCAUUACAUCUCCAGCACACACGCAGGCAUACACACAUAAGAAGAUAUUAGCCAGGAGGCAGGUAGUUAGCGCAUGAUAAGGCAGAUCCUGCGAAUUCCUCAAAAUUGAAUUGAUUAAUGUAUAUGCUAAUUGUAUUUAUUGUAUAUCUAUGUACUGUAAAACGCUUAAGAGUUGCUUAUGUUUAUUUUCAUUUUAUUCAAUCAUAGUUAGAUUUCUUUUUUUCCCAGACUGUUAUUAACUCUUUCAGUUUUGAUAUUGUUCUUUCCAAGUUAGAGUGAAGAUUCUCGCGAAGGAAAAUCAUGCAACUUACAUUUAUGUGAAAAGAUGUGUUCGGACCAAUAUCAUUAUCUCCACAUGCACAUUAAUACUUAAAAUGGUGUGAUUGUCGUCACAAUUUUUUUUCAUAUUGAUUUAAUAAUGAUUUGUUUAUGACGGACUAUUUUCUUACGCGCAUUACCUUUAUGUAGAUGCGAUAACCUGUUCAGGACGUCACUUGGCGCAAGCAGACAUUCUUUGUUGAGAAAAAUACAUCCAAGAAUGGGAAAAUCCAUUCUUAAGUUGUUUUGAAGUCUUCUUAACUUCUUCAAAUGUAUCAUCAUACAACCCAUUGUAAUGAAUUGUCCAUGCUACCAGUAGGUGGUUUAAUAUAAUAUAUGGGUGAUAACUGUUAUAUACUACAUAAUUGUCAAAUAACUUUGUAGAACUUGGAAUAACAUUCAUUGUUAUAUAUUUACAUUUGCUCUGCAUCCUUCCAUCGCAAUGCAUUAAUAAGGCAAAUGUUGUUUUGAGACUAUUUUGAACAUUUGCUAUAGUUACAUCAUCAAUCUUUAUUAUGACGUCAUCAAUUUCACUUUCAAUACUUAAUUUGCUGUUCAAAUAACUGUUGGAAAUAACUUCAAAAUGCUGAACGACUCUAUAUCUAAUUAUAAAUAUGAACAAUGCAUAUUUUAGAAACUAUUGAGGGCUUUAUCAAGUUUGUCACCAAUAUCAAUAUGUGGUAUAGGACCAUAACAACAUUUGCUAAAAUAUUCAUUGUUAAAUGUACCUACCACUUUACUUGAAGCCUUUUUAAUAUAUCUUUAACUGAAGGCUUCACCUUUUGACAAAUCUGUACAUUUGUUAUGUAAAAUGUACAUGUAUAUUGUGAUAAAUUGGUGUUUGUAUAUCCCUAAUUGUGCCUAUUGUGUUAAGAGUAAGUAUAUAAUGAGUUGAUAAGGAUGAUGGGGCAUGUAUUUAGUACACGCUUUAAUUGACACCGGGAGGGGGGACGAUACUGAUAGCAGGCAGGCUGGCACAUGGCUGAGCCGGAGAGUUGACCUUUAAGGUCAUGGGCACUGUCACUGCUACAGGGCUGGCCUCAGUAAUAGCUUGGGGAUACCAGCGUGUGGUCCGGGGAGAAAAGGGAGUGAUCUAGUGGAGUACAGACGUGAUUAGGCUGUCUCCUGUAUAGCUUAGCUGAGGUAAAUUAGAGGAGUCUCUCGGGUGUUGUUAUGGACUAUGCUGACCGUGAUGUUGUACGUUGUAUAUAAAGUGUAAAUAAACUUGUAAAUAGAACUUUGCUGUGAAAUGUUGUAUUCUGGAAACCUCCUCCCCGUCACGUUACAAUAUACAUACUUGUAGCAAUCUCUUUGGCAUAGUUUAUAGUUAUCAAACUGCUUAUUGCUCUCAUUCAUAUCGCGAAUUCGAUGCAUACAUCUAUAGUAUAUAUGUAUAUUUUAAGGUUGUUUCAUAAAAAUGAAAUGGAAUAACGUUUUGUGUACUGUAGGUAUUAGUUUGCGAACAUUGAAGUGAUUUUGGAGAGCGCUACUUUCAGGGUAUCUUCAAUUACAUAGUGUCGGCACGGAAAUGAGAUAAGAACGAGAUAAAAAUUAUGUUUUAUCUUGGAAAUCGGCAAUAGUAAUAUCAUUGAUAUUUUGUUGACUUUUUUCAUAAUUACCUUUUUCAUUUCAAAAUAAUAAUACCUUUAUUAUAUGAUAACAUAUUUUUCUUAUAGACAGAGAAAAACGUUUGUCAACUAAUCAUGAUAUUUGUAUCCUUAUUUUAUUGUGUAAUGAAUUUCCCAUAGUGCCCAUUCAUCUGUCUCUUAUUUUCCAUUCGUACGUUUUUUGAACGUAGUAUAACAUUCAGUAUUGGCCAUGACGACAAUAGUGUAUCUCAUUGUGUAUCACGAGACUACCAGGUUGUCAGUCUAUGGCGAAAGGAAUAUAUCCAUCAAGUUUGUGUAUAUUGAUUGAUAUAUUCUUCCCCUACCUUGAAGGUGUGACAGUAACAUUUCCAACUCGAGGCGUGAUAUAUUGAUGUUUAUGCCAAUGCUCUACCCAAGGUUAAGCAACAAAAUAAUCACCCCGAUAAUUGGGAUUUCUGUUUAAACCUGAAAAUAGGGAAGAAUUAUUUUUUUCCCAUAAUUCUAAUACUAUGUUGAAAGCAAAAACGUUUUUUUGUAAACUAUUUUUGUCCUGAUUUGCACAUGAUAUCUCCAAUUGUGCGCUAAUUGUGACGUCAUACGGAUAGCUCCAAUGAAGUCAUAGUAUUGC